Python bivittatus (Burmese python) is the source of this 5651-nucleotide messenger RNA. NCBI's taxonomy places the organism in Eukaryota, Metazoa, Chordata, Lepidosauria, Squamata, Pythonidae. The record is from RefSeq and is a predicted model, not a curated record.
AUGUCGGGUCCCCUGUGCCCGGCUCGGGAGAGGAGGCCAAAUGUUGUGUUGCUUAACAAGCACAAACCAUGGAUUGAAACCACUUACCACGGCAUUGUUACUGAAAAUGACAACACAGUGCUCUUGGACCCUCCGUUAAUAGCACUGGAUAAAGAUUCACCUCUUCGUUUUGCAGUCUUUCCUGAAGACUUGGGUUUAUCUUUUCUCCCUUUAGAGAGUUUUGAGGUGACCGUCACCAAAGAAGGUGAGAUUUGUGGAUUUAGAAUUCACGGUCAAAAUGUCCCCUUUGAAGCGGUGGUGGUGGAUAAAUCAACCGGGGAGGGGAUGAUCCGAUCCAAAGAGAAACUUGACUGCGAACUGCAGAAGGAAUAUACUUUCACCAUCCAGGCCUACGACUGCGGGACAGGACCGGAUCCGACAAAUAUGAAGAAAUCCCACAAAGCCACUGUGCACAUCCAGGUGAACGACGUCAACGAGUACGCCCCGGUUUUUAAAGAGAAAUCCUACAAAGCGACUGCGAUCGAGGGGAAGCGGUACGACAACAUCCUGAAGGUGGAGGCGGUGGACGCCGACUGUUCCCCGCAGUUCAGCCAGAUCUGCAGUUAUGAGAUUGUAACUCCGGAAGUUCCCUUUGCAAUCGACAAAGAUGGUUACAUUAAGAACACCGAGAAGCUCAGCUUCAGCAAGGAGCACCAAUAUAAGCUCACUGUGACGGCCUACGACUGUGGGAAGAAGAGGGCUGCCGAGGACGUGCUGGUGAAGAUUAGCAUUAAACCCACCUGCAAACCAGGCUGGCAGGGCUGGAGCAAAAGAAUGGAAUACGAGCCCGGGACAGGAGCGCUUUCCCUCUUCCCCAACAUCCAUCUGGAGACCUGUGACGAGCCCGUCAGUUCUAUCCAGGCCACAGUCGAGCUGGAGACCAACCACAUCGGAAAAGGCUGUGACCGAGACACUUACUCCGAGAAGUCCCUUCACAGACUCUGCGGGGCUUCUUCUGACACAGCGGAGCUUCUGCCCUCCCCAAGCAACACGGCCAACUGGACAAUAAACCUCCCGACAGACAACGGCCACGACAGUGACCAGGUCUUCGAGUUCAAUGGCACUCAAGCCGUGAAGGUUCCUGACAGCAUCGUCACCAUCAGCAUGAAAGAGCCUUUUGUGAUUUCCGUGUGGAUGAGGCACGGCCCCGGGGCCAAGGAGAAGGAGACCAUCCUCUGCAACUCCGACAAGACAGACAUGAACCGUCACCGUUACUCCCUCUACGUGCACAAUUGCCGGUUGGUCUUCCUCUUCCGCCAGGAUCCCUCCGAGGGACAGAGUUACAAGCCGGCCGAAUUCCACUGGAGGCUGAAUCAGGUUUGUGAUCAGGAAUGGCACCACUACAUCCUCAACGUAGAGUUUCCAGUGGCCACGCUCUACGUCGACGGCGUUUCCUUUGACCCCUUCCCGGUGACCGAGGAUUAUCCGCUUCAUCCUUCCAAAAUAGAAUCGCAGCUCGUAGUUGGAGCUUGCUGGCAAGAAUAUACGGGAAAUGAGAAUGACACCGAAAAAGCGACCGAGAACUCUGCAGGUGGCGACCUCCGGAUGGCCCAGUUCUUCCGAGGCAACCUGGCUGGCUUGAUCAUCCGCUCUGGCAAGCUGGAGAGCAAGAAAGUGAUUGAUUGUCUGUAUACUUGCAAGGAAGGGCUGGACCUGCCAACGACCGAUGGUGCUGGGAAAGGCCUGAAGAUCCACAUGAAUCCAAGCCAGUCAGCCCUCAGCCUAGAAGGGGACGACAUCGAGCGGUUCGACAAAGCCAUGCAACGCAUCUCAUACUUGAACUCGCGUCAGUUCCCCACACCCGGCAUCCGGAGGAUCAAAAUUACCAGCACUGUGAAGUGCGCCGACAACGAAGCCUGCAUCACCAUUCCGUUGGUCGAGGGGUACGUCAUGGUCCUGCAACCCGAGGAACCCAAGAUCAGCCUGAGCGGCAUUAACCACUUCGCCCGUUCGGCUUCGGAGUUUGAGAGUCCCGAGGGAGUGUCUCUCUUCCCCGAACUUCGGAUCAUCAGCACCAUCACCCGGGAGGUCGAACCGGAAGGAGAGGGGGAGGAGGACCCGACGGUCCAAGAAUCCUUGGUGUCAGAAGAAAUCAUGCACAAUCUGGAUACCUGUGAGGUCUCGGUGUUGGGGGAGGAACUGAACCAGGAGCAAGAGAGUUUGGAGGUUGACCUGGUGCGGCUUCAACAGAAAGGGAUGGAAAUGAGCAGCUCUGGCCUUGGCCUCAUCCUCACCGGGGUGGACACCAUGGCUAGCUACGAGGAAGUUCUGCACUUGAUCCGGUACCGUAAUUGGCACGCCGUCUCUCUCUUUGACCGGAAGUUCAAGCUGGUGUGCUCAGAGCUUAACGGACGCUACGUUAGCAACGAAUUUAAGGUGGAAGUGAACGUCAUCCACACAGCUAACCUCAUGGAACACGCCAGCCAUAUUGCCGCCCAGCAGCCCCAGUUUGUCCAACCUGUCCAUCAUUCCUUUGUUGACCUCUCUGGCCACAAUCUCGCUGACCCUCACCCAGGGUUUUCCGUGGUUCCAAGCACCGCCACAGUGGUGAUCGUGGUGUGCGUCAGCUUCCUGGUUUUCAUGAUCAUCCUGGGGGUCUUCCGGAUCCGAGCGGCCCAUCAGCGGACGAUGCGGGAUCAGGACUCCGGGAAGGAGAACGAGAUGGACUGGGACGACUCUGCGUUGACCAUCACGGUUAACCCCAUGGAGACCUACGAGGACCAGCACAGCAGCGAGGAGGAGGAGGAGGAGGAGGAAGAGGAAAGCGAAGAUGGGGGAGAGGAAGACGACAUCACAAGCGCUGAGUCCGAGAGCAGCGAGGAGGAGGAGGGGGGCGAGCAAGAGGAGGACCCCCAGCACGUCAACCGGCAGCAGCAGUUAGAGUGGGAUGACUCGACCCUCCCCUACUGAGCCCCACGCUCCCUGCUCUCGUUGUCGGUUUUCUUUUUGUUUUGCUCUUCUGGUCCAGAGACCUCCAGGACAAACCACUUCCCUUCUUUCCGAGGGUCCCUGGUGCGAGACAGUCGCCUGGGCCUGUCGAGUUGGCCAGUCUCCCUGCCCUGCCCUCCCACCCCUUCGUGUGUCGGGCGUCUCCUCUCCAAAAUCCCUGCCUGUAGAAAUGUAGCUAGUGCCUCUUCUCUUUCGGUUGCCCCCCAGUGAUUGGAUUGUGCUAAUUUUUUUUUAUUUUUUUUUUACUUGCGAGGCAUCGCCUUGUGCUUUCUGCUCCCAGUCAUCUCCCGCCAGGGGCUCAGCCACCCCGGCUGCACCCUUUGCAAACGGUUCCUCGAUAUUCCCACCCUCGUUCAAGUGUAGGUGGCUCUUGAAAGCAGCUGCCUUUUUCUUUCUGGCUUGCAGAGGCUGCUUUAACGAAUUGCAGGGGAGGCGUUUCUUCUCAACACCUCUAAAACGUGCCCAGCUCUAACGCCUCCCCCUCUGGCUUCUCCACAUUAGACUUAACUUUAUGUUAAUAUAUUUUUAUUUUUCGGACUGGGGCCGUGCUCCCCCCUUCGCACCUCUUUUUGUGUGUGGCGAGGGGGCGGAAGCAAGACCGCCGCGCUCGUUCAUUGGCAGAGGGUUAGCCUUUUUAUUUAGCCUUUUUUAAAAAAAAAACAAAAACCUCGGUUUGAUUUUAGCUGAUUCGGUGGCUCAGGUCCUCCCUGCAAAUGUUUGAAACCUCUCUUUUUCUUUCCCUCCUUCCAAACUCUAGUGCAUGUGUACAAUGGCAGAAUGGGGUCAAUAUUUAGAAGAUUAACAGACUUUUUAAUAUUUUGUAAAUACGUUGGAAUUAUGUAAUUAUGUCACUUGUGGUAGUGAAAACAUGGCUGGGGGGGAGGGAGGGGGGGAAGCAACCGUGCUAAGGUUUUAAGAUGACGAUGAUAUUGAUAAUGACGAAUCAUGCAGCGUGACAUAGCAGUAAGUUUUUCUCAGAAUUCCUAGGGCAGAAGCCUGGGACAGCUUUUAAGUAGUGCAGAGAAAGGAACGACGACCAGAGGUGGUGGACUUGACAGCAGUUUCACGUUGGGCCAGGUCUGUCGAUGGGUUCUUCCCUUUUUUAAAAAAAAAUAUAUAUAUCCUUCUUUCCUGGGGAAAAAGAAAUGUGGCCUAACUCUAAAGGGACCUUCCGAAGCCACCUUCAGACCCAGCUCAGUUUGUAUCCUUGCCCGAGAAGGGCCUUGAAGAUGCGUGGCUUAAGUUGCACCAAGGAGCCCGGCUUCCCUUGAAACUUAAUCCUCCCUGGAUUUUACACUACAGUUCUCAGGAGUUGAGCUUAACGAUGCCGGAUCCAGAAGGCCGCGCGGUCCAAGUUCUGCCUCAGCUGCUGCGUGAGGUUUCCUUUCUCGCGCCAUUCCUUAUUUUUAAACACUUCUGUUCAUUCCUGUAGCUCCUGCGACAGUAACUUGAGGCGUGGAUGUCUCUUUCUCCAGCUUAAUUUUUAUUUUUAUUGGGGGGGAAGGGGGUCUGUUUACCCCUAAUGUAUGUGAUUCCUUCCUCCCCUAAAGCCAUAGCAUAAACAUUCCAGAGAGUGAUUCAAGAGAUUGAAAUAGACCUAGCAUUUAAAAAACCUUGCCUGGAUACGUGUUAGAAGGGGACCCACAGAAGCAGAAUGAUUUCCCCAAAGCAGGCUAUACCCUGAUAGCAGCAGGGAAUGCUCAAUUCUCCCUGGGUGGGUAGGGAUCUUCUCCCUGUUAGUUGUAACUUUUUAAAAUUUUGCUUUUAUGGCUUUUCUCUGCUCGCGGCCAACAUGGCAAAGCCCGUUUCCUAUCUUGCACAGAGCACCCCCAUCUUCUCUCCAGGUACGUGGUAGAUCGGCCCAAACUGGCUGCAAAGAUCAGGGUCAAAAGCACAAAAAAUUCAAAAGGGGGGGAGGAGGAGAGGGAUUUCAGCUGCAGAAACGUGGAGGGUGGGGGUUUUUUUGGAGUGAGAGGGAAGAAAGUUGAUGGAGAGAAAAGGAAGGUAAGGGACACAGCUUGUGACAGAAGACGUUUUUUGGGAGAGUAAAGUUCUCGAUUUGGUCCUGGCCAUCCCACUGCAGGCCACCCUGAAAAACAGGGUGCCUGUACAAAUUGGGGGGGCUUGAAUUACCUCACCCCCACAUCCUUGGAGAACCUUUUCAACUGCCAAGCCAGCGGCGUGGGGUUCCUUUUGGGCCAACCUGAUCUCCACAGUGCCUUUGGCAACGGGAGGGCUCUGAAAGCCAAGAGCGUUUUCACUCACCACCCGUCAACUCAUCCCCCCUUGCAAAGAGUAAAAAAGGUUGAUGGAUAAAACAGGCAAGGGAAAAGCUGGUUUUGAAGACUUCCACGUGCGACUUUUCACUGGGAACAACUUCUGUCUGAAUUGUCCUGUGUUUUAUUGUCACCGUGUAGAAAAUCUCUUAGCCUUUUUCCCCCAUUAUAUCGCCUCUGUUUAGCAACUGUAUUUUAGAGACUGUAAACCUAAUCAUGUCCACCCCGCCCCCAUGCUAAUACGGAAAGGCUGUAAUUUUUUUUUUCCUGAUGCAUUUUGUAGCCAUCACAGGUCUAACAUUUCAGAUGUGUAUAUUGGUAAAUAGGUCACGUUUGGAAAAGUCUGAGCUACAAUAAAUUUCUGGUUCUAAAAAAGACAAGACUUGC